Myotis davidii is the source of this 8331-nucleotide messenger RNA. RefSeq names its product clathrin heavy chain (gene CLTC). NCBI's taxonomy places the organism in Eukaryota, Metazoa, Chordata, Mammalia, Chiroptera, Vespertilionidae. The coding region runs from base 436 to 5463 and encodes 1675 amino acids. Gene Ontology annotation, cellular component: spindle; extracellular exosome; clathrin complex. The transcript has 32 exons. The record is from RefSeq and is a predicted model, not a curated record. Gene Ontology annotation, molecular function: structural molecule activity; clathrin light chain binding. Gene Ontology annotation, biological process: intracellular protein transport; mitotic cell cycle; receptor-mediated endocytosis.
GGGAAAGUGAUGAGUCCAAAAAAGUAGUCCCUCUCUUCCCCUAGUUCCCCUCCUGCCGCAGCGGUCAGCGAGGCCGGAACGCACUGCGUCCCGAAUUCCUGCGCCCGUUGUGCCGCGGCGCUCCGUGGAGGGGUACAUCGGACGGAGGGGGUGAGGUGACUGGGGCGGAGUUCUGUCGCCGGGAUCCCUCCGCAGGGCUCAGCCGUUUCCGGAGUCUGCGCUGCGCCCGGUUCCGCCAUUGCGGCUGUCCCGGACCCUGGAGCCUCCGCCCCCGACCCGAGCUCUCGUCUGUCUGCCAGUUUCCUGCGUCCCCGGAGAGUAUCUUGCUGAGCCCAGCCUACCCCCUCCCCUUUCUCCUCCUCUCCCUUGGAGAGUCCGGGCAGCCGCUGCCCCGCAGCCCCAGUGACAGGAGGAGCCCAUACCCCCGACAGCGCCAUGGCCCAGAUUCUGCCAAUUCGUUUUCAGGAGCAUCUCCAGCUCCAGAACCUGGGUAUAAACCCAGCAAACAUUGGCUUUAGUACCCUGACUAUGGAGUCAGACAAAUUCAUCUGCAUUAGAGAGAAAGUAGGAGAGCAAGCUCAAGUGGUAAUCAUUGAUAUGAAUGACCCAAGUAAUCCAAUUCGAAGACCAAUUUCAGCAGACAGCGCCAUCAUGAAUCCAGCUAGUAAAGUAAUUGCAUUGAAAGCUGGGAAAACUCUUCAGAUAUUUAACAUUGAAAUGAAAAGUAAAAUGAAGGCCCAUACCAUGACUGAUGAUGUCACCUUUUGGAAAUGGAUCUCUUUGAAUACGGUUGCUCUUGUUACGGAUAAUGCAGUUUACCAUUGGAGUAUGGAAGGAGAGUCUCAGCCAGUGAAAAUGUUUGAUCGCCAUUCUAGCCUUGCAGGUUGCCAGAUUAUCAAUUAUCGUACAGAUGCAAAGCAAAAGUGGUUACUUCUGACUGGCAUAUCUGCACAGCAAAAUCGUGUGGUGGGAGCUAUGCAGUUGUAUUCUGUAGAUAGGAAAGUGUCUCAGCCCAUUGAAGGACAUGCAGCUAGCUUCGCACAAUUUAAGAUGGAAGGAAAUGCAGAAGAAUCAACGUUAUUUUGUUUUGCAGUACGGGGUCAAGCUGGAGGGAAGUUACAUAUCAUUGAAGUUGGCACACCACCUACAGGGAACCAGCCCUUUCCAAAGAAGGCUGUGGAUGUUUUCUUUCCUCCAGAAGCACAAAAUGACUUUCCUGUUGCAAUGCAGAUCAGUGAAAAGCAUGAUGUAGUAUUCUUGAUUACUAAGUAUGGUUAUAUCCACCUGUAUGACCUUGAGACCGGUACGUGCAUCUACAUGAAUAGAAUCAGUGGAGAAACAAUCUUUGUUACUGCACCUCAUGAAGCCACAGCUGGAAUAAUUGGAGUAAACAGAAAGGGACAAGUUCUAUCAGUAUGUGUGGAAGAAGAAAACAUAAUUCCGUAUAUCACCAAUGUCCUACAAAAUCCUGAUUUGGCUCUGAGAAUGGCUGUACGUAACAACUUAGCUGGUGCUGAAGAACUCUUUGCCCGGAAGUUUAAUGCUCUUUUUGCCCAGGGAAAUUACUCAGAGGCAGCAAAGGUGGCUGCUAAUGCACCCAAGGGAAUCCUCCGUACCCCAGACACUAUCCGUCGAUUCCAGAGUGUCCCAGCCCAGCCAGGCCAAACUUCUCCUCUACUUCAAUAUUUUGGCAUACUUUUGGACCAAGGCCAGCUAAACAAAUAUGAAUCCCUAGAACUGUGUAGGCCUGUACUUCAGCAAGGACGGAAACAGCUUUUGGAGAAAUGGUUAAAAGAAGAUAAGCUGGAAUGUUCUGAAGAACUAGGUGACCUUGUGAAAUCUGUGGACCCUACAUUGGCACUUAGUGUGUACCUAAGGGCUAAUGUCCCAAAUAAAGUCAUUCAGUGCUUUGCAGAAACUGGUCAAGUUCAGAAGAUUGUUUUGUAUGCUAAAAAAGUUGGAUAUACUCCAGACUGGAUCUUUCUGCUGAGAAAUGUCAUGCGUAUCAGUCCAGAUCAGGGACAGCAGUUUGCUCAAAUGUUGGUUCAGGAUGAAGAACCUCUUGCUGAUAUCACACAGAUUGUGGAUGUCUUUAUGGAAUACAAUCUAAUUCAGCAGUGUACUGCAUUCUUGCUUGAUGCCCUGAAGAAUAAUCGCCCAUCUGAAGGUCCUUUACAGACUAGGUUGCUUGAGAUGAACCUUAUGCACGCACCUCAGGUUGCAGAUGCUAUUCUAGGGAAUCAGAUGUUCACACAUUAUGACCGGGCUCAUAUUGCUCAGCUGUGUGAAAAGGCUGGUCUGCUGCAACGUGCAUUAGAACACUUCACUGAUUUAUAUGAUAUUAAGCGUGCAGUUGUUCACACCCAUCUUCUUAACCCUGAGUGGUUAGUGAACUACUUUGGAUCCUUAUCAGUAGAAGACUCCCUAGAAUGCCUCAGGGCCAUGCUGUCUGCCAAUAUUCGCCAAAAUCUGCAGAUAUGUGUUCAAGUGGCUUCUAAGUAUCACGAACAACUGUCAACUCAGUCUCUGAUCGAACUGUUUGAAUCUUUCAAAAGUUUUGAAGGUCUCUUUUAUUUUCUGGGAUCCAUUGUUAACUUCAGUCAGGAUCCAGAUGUGCACUUUAAAUAUAUUCAGGCAGCUUGCAAGACUGGGCAGAUCAAAGAAGUAGAAAGAAUCUGCCGAGAAAGCAACUGCUAUGAUCCUGAGCGAGUCAAGAAUUUUCUCAAGGAAGCGAAGCUAACAGAUCAAUUACCACUCAUCAUUGUGUGUGAUCGAUUUGACUUUGUCCAUGAUUUGGUGCUGUACUUAUAUAGAAAUAAUCUUCAAAAGUAUAUAGAGAUAUAUGUACAAAAGGUGAAUCCAAGUCGACUUCCUGUGGUUAUUGGAGGGUUACUUGACGUUGAUUGCUCUGAAGAUGUCAUUAAAAACUUGAUUCUUGUUGUAAGAGGUCAAUUUUCUACUGAUGAGCUUGUUGCUGAGGUUGAAAAAAGAAACAGGUUGAAACUGCUUCUGCCAUGGCUAGAGGCCAGGAUUCAUGAGGGCUGUGAGGAGCCUGCUACUCACAAUGCGUUAGCCAAAAUCUACAUAGACAGUAAUAACAACCCAGAGAGAUUUCUUCGUGAAAAUCCUUAUUAUGACAGUCGUGUUGUUGGAAAAUAUUGUGAGAAGAGAGAUCCACAUCUGGCCUGUGUUGCUUAUGAGCGUGGCCAGUGUGAUCUGGAACUUAUUAAUGUUUGCAAUGAGAACUCUCUCUUCAAAAGUCUUUCCCGCUAUCUGGUACGCCGAAAGGAUCCAGAAUUGUGGGGCAGUGUGCUGCUGGAAAGCAAUCCUUACAGGAGACCUCUAAUUGACCAGGUUGUGCAGACAGCCUUGUCUGAGACUCAGGACCCUGAAGAAGUGUCAGUAACUGUCAAGGCUUUUAUGACGGCAGACCUUCCGAAUGAACUUAUUGAACUGCUGGAGAAAAUUGUUCUUGAUAACUCUGUAUUCAGUGAACACAGGAAUCUGCAAAACCUCCUAAUCCUCACUGCAAUCAAGGCUGAUCGUACCCGUGUUAUGGAGUAUAUUAACCGCCUGGAUAAUUAUGAUGCCCCAGAUAUUGCCAAUAUUGCCAUCAGCAAUGAGCUCUUUGAAGAAGCAUUUGCCAUUUUCCGGAAAUUUGAUGUCAAUACUUCAGCAGUGCAGGUUUUAAUUGAACAUAUUGGAAACUUGGAUCGGGCAUAUGAAUUUGCUGAACGCUGCAAUGAGCCUGCGGUCUGGAGUCAGCUUGCAAAAGCCCAGUUGCAGAAAGGAAUGGUGAAAGAAGCCAUUGACUCUUAUAUCAAAGCAGAUGACCCUUCGUCCUACAUGGAAGUUGUUCAGGCUGCCAAUACUAGUGGAAACUGGGAAGAACUGGUAAAGUACUUGCAGAUGGCCCGCAAGAAGGCUCGUGAGUCCUAUGUGGAGACAGAAUUGAUAUUCGCACUGGCUAAAACAAACCGCCUUGCAGAGUUAGAAGAGUUCAUCAAUGGGCCAAAUAAUGCUCAUAUCCAACAAGUUGGUGACCGUUGUUAUGAUGAAAAAAUGUAUGAUGCUGCUAAGUUGUUGUACAACAACGUUUCCAAUUUUGGACGCUUGGCAUCUACCCUGGUUCACCUGGGUGAAUAUCAGGCAGCUGUUGAUGGAGCUAGGAAAGCAAACAGUACCCGAACAUGGAAAGAGGUCUGCUUUGCCUGUGUAGAUGGGAAAGAAUUCCGUCUUGCUCAGAUGUGUGGGCUGCAUAUUGUAGUACAUGCAGAUGAAUUAGAGGAACUUAUCAACUACUAUCAGGAUCGUGGAUAUUUUGAAGAACUGAUAACAAUGUUGGAAGCAGCUCUGGGACUUGAGCGAGCUCAUAUGGGGAUGUUCACCGAAUUAGCCAUUCUUUAUUCUAAAUUUAAGCCACAAAAAAUGAGGGAGCACUUGGAGCUGUUCUGGUCCAGAGUGAAUAUACCUAAGGUGCUAAGAGCUGCAGAACAAGCUCAUCUUUGGGCAGAAUUGGUGUUUUUGUAUGACAAGUAUGAAGAAUAUGAUAAUGCCAUAAUUACCAUGAUGAAUCAUCCCACUGAUGCAUGGAAAGAAGGGCAGUUCAAAGAUAUCAUUACGAAGGUUGCCAAUGUGGAAUUAUACUACAGAGCAAUACAGUUCUACUUAGAAUUCAAGCCUCUGUUGUUAAAUGAUUUGCUGAUGGUGCUGUCUCCACGGUUGGAUCAUACUCGUGCAGUCAAUUAUUUCAGCAAGGUUAAACAGCUACCCCUGGUGAAACCAUAUUUGCGUUCAGUUCAGAACCACAACAACAAAUCUGUGAAUGAAUCACUGAACAACCUCUUUAUUACAGAAGAAGAUUAUCAGGCUCUGCGGACAUCAAUAGACGCUUACGACAACUUUGACAAUAUCUCACUUGCUCAGCGUUUGGAAAAACAUGAACUCAUUGAGUUCAGGAGAAUUGCUGCUUAUCUCUUCAAAGGCAACAAUCGCUGGAAACAGAGUGUAGAGCUGUGCAAGAAAGAUAGCCUGUACAAGGAUGCAAUGCAGUAUGCCUCUGAAUCUAAAGAUACUGAGUUGGCUGAAGAACUCCUACAGUGGUUUUUGCAGGAAGAAAAAAGAGAGUGCUUUGGAGCUUGUCUCUUUACCUGUUAUGAUCUUUUAAGGCCAGAUGUUGUCCUGGAAACUGCCUGGAGGCACAAUAUCAUGGAUUUUGCCAUGCCCUAUUUCAUCCAGGUCAUGAAGGAAUAUUUGACAAAGGUGGAUAAAUUAGAUGCUUCAGAAUCACUGAGAAAAGAAGAAGAACAAGCUACAGAGACGCAACCUAUUGUUUAUGGUCAGCCCCAGUUGAUGCUGACAGCAGGACCCAGUGUUGCAGUCCCUCCCCAGGCACCUUUUGGCUAUGGUUAUACUGCACCACCCUAUGGGCAGCCACAGCCUGGCUUUGGGUACAGCAUGUGAAACGGAAAGCUGAUCCUGUAGUCGCCUAUUUUCGUACUGAAACAUCGUCUCUACCCACUUCUCAGUUUAUAACAGAGGAAAACAGGCACAUGUUCUUGUAACCUUUAUUUCAUGAAGGACUGCGUUUUGUUUCUAACUAUAAACUUGGAUCACCUAUGUUAAAAGCUUAUUUCACAUUCCGCAUCAUUUUAGAAUUUAUUUUCAAAGGGGAAUAGUUUCAAUGUUUUAUUCAUCUGGGCUUUUUUUCUUCCCUUUUGUUCUUUGAAGAACUGCCUAAUAUUCAAUCUGUUGUGAAGAACCUGAUUUGCACUCUGUAGUGUUUAAAGAAAAACUCUAAUAUUGAAGCUCUUAAAUUUAGUGUAUGUAAACAGCUUACAAUAUGUAUUGUCUAAAUGCAUUUAAAUCUCUUUUAUUCAAAGAAAAGCUAAAGCAAAAAUAUUGGUAUCUGACCAUGCAAGACUGUCAAUGCAACAAAGACAACACUAAUCAUUAUCAGCACAUCCUACACUGGACUACAGUGCGCUCUCCAAAGUAUUGGGAAAAUGCAUUACAGACAACUUGCCUGACUUUUCAAUGAGCAUAAGAGGCCCUCUAACCUAUGCAGGUUUCCUGAUUACGCAUAUAGAAAAUGCUAGUGUGUUUUUGCUCACUCCAUAUGUAACAGGUGCCCUUAUGUUGUGCUGUAUCCUGUGCUUUUUCUGUGGGACCAUUCCAUUCAAGAACAAAGAGCACCAUGAUUCCAAUCUGUGUGUAUUUACUAACCCUUCCCUGAGGUUUGUGUAUGUUGGAUAUUGUGGUGUUUUAGAUCACUGAGUGUACAGAAGAGAGAAUUCAAACAAAAUAUUGCUGUUCUUCAGUUUUGUUUGUGGAAUUUGAAAAUACUCAAAUUUAAAAUAAAUUACUGGACUGUGGAAAUAACAUGUAGAAUGGCAGUUUUAAUUAAAUACCUCUCAAACUUAAACCAAAGGAAACCAUGGUUUUGGUAGUUCCAUAUUGGAUUCCAAGGGUAGGGAGGUAUGAGAGCAGAAAUGGAAUGAGGAUCAGGACAUGUGAAAACACAUAUCACAUUUAUAACAUAAGGCACACUAUAGUGGGCUACAUUUCAGCUAUCUCCAUCAUAUUAACCAAGUGGCACUUUUAAGUUUUAUCUAAGCAUUUUACUUCAAUGAACAAGGUCAUGAUAUGAAAUUAUAUUAACUUGAUAUAAACAUAUAGAAACAUGUAGUUCAUGCUAUUCCUCACCAUGAAAUUGUAAGGGUCCCCAAAUUAUGGGUAGUUUAAGGUGAUUUUUUUUUUAAAUCAGUGUUUGAAUCCAACUCUUGGCUGAUGGUUAAGAAUGUUACUUUAAGUUCAUUUCACUAUUAAUUAUCAGGAGAGUUAGAGAGCCCCCUACUUAGCCUUGUAUUGCCACAGAAGGGUUUGUUUUUUUUUAACUUAGAACCUCUUUUCGUUCCCUAUCUUUAAUUCCCACCCUAUUUUCCUAUAGGAAAUUACAGUAUUAGCUGGAAAAUCACCCUUUUUUUUGUUUGUCCUAGUGAAGACAUCUUGCUAUUCAGGAUCUGGCUGCACUUUUGUUUCUGCUGGAUCUCUGCUCCUUGUUUUCAUCAUCAUGAAAAUUAAGAGGGAGAAUAGUAAUGGUCCUAGUGAGCCUAUUCUUUUCAGACUCAACAUGUGUUCUAGACCUUCAGUCUCCUAGAUCUUCAGUCUCUUCCCUCCCUUCUCUAAUAGAAUCAAAAUAAAAUACUUCAGUUAAGGUUUUCUUACAGCAUACUUUAAAACUUUUUUUUUAAGAACAACAAAAAAAUCUUGUGCUGUAAUACUGAGUUGCCACUUAAGCCUUCUAUAAUGGGCUAUAGUAGAAAGAGGAACUGCUUUGACUUGUGUUCAAAUCUUGAACAAGAUGAACUUCUGAGUUUGUUCCCUGAGUAAUUUUUGGAAUUCUUUGCAAGACUGUGUUUAAAUCACAAAAUGCAUAGCUCAAGACUAGACAAUAGUAAGUGUUGUACAAUAAGUAGUAGAAUGAAUUGGUAAUAAACUGUAUUUUAAAGGAUUUCCUAACAUGACUCUGAAUGAUGGUCUUGGAGAAGGGAUUAAAAACAAUUAACCAAGGGUACUACGAGUCCUUAGCACUUUUGAUGUAACUGAAACAGGAUAGAGGAAGGGGAGACAUUACUGGGAAACUUUUCAUAAGGUAAGCAUGCUUUCAGUGAUCUUCCCUAAUAUCCAAAUACAGCCUUUGUACAAAACCUGUGAUGUUUGUUGACAACUAUUUCAACAUAGGUAGUAUAACAGCAGAAGACUAACGGCUGAUCUCCGAGUAGGGCCGCUUAAGUUUGCUGUAAAUUGAUUUAGUCAUGCAGACAUUCUCACUCUAGUGGUUCUCAAACUUUUUCUUUAGGAUCCUUUCAUACUCUUAAAUCAUUGAAGAUCCCAAAGAGUUUCAGUUUAUAUGGGGUUGCAUUUAUUGAUAUUUACUGUAUUAGUAGUUAAAACAAAUUUUAAAAAUUAUUAAAUCCAUUUAAAUGUAAUAGUAAUAAACUCAUUCCAUGUUAACAUAAAGAAUUAUAAAUUAACUGUAUGUCCCAAAACAAAGGACAAGUGAUAAGAGUGGCUGGCAUUGUACUAUUUUUUAAUAACUUUCUUCAGAGUUUGUCUUAACAGAAGACUGCUGGAUUCUCAUCUGCUUCUAUAUUCAAUCUGUUAUGUUUUUGUUGAAGUACAUGAAGAAAGUAUGGUUUCACUGAUUUGUAACUAGGAAAGUAUUUUAAUAGCCUUUUUAGAUACUUGGGGUUAGUUGAAAUGUGGAAUCUGAAAUUAUAAAAGUGAACUUUUCAUACUGUUGUAUUAAAAUCCAUUGGUCUAUCUUUA